Molecule: messenger RNA, 228 nt
Organism: Haemonchus placei
Lineage: Eukaryota; Metazoa; Nematoda; Chromadorea; Rhabditida; Trichostrongylidae
Source: the annotation of a GenBank genome assembly
AUGCGCCCACAUUUCAGGUAUGCGUUCUGGCGACCACCCAUUGCUUCGAUUCGUGCCGUUCCUCAAGUUGGUGAUCGAUCUUUCGACAUGUCGACUAUAUCAGAUUGGAUCGAGUCGAAACUUCGGUUACUUAUCGAAAAGAAUCUCGUAUGCCCCAACAUGGUCGACAUCAUACUGCCUGUUAUGUCAGGGAAUGAUCUUUUACGUAAAGGCGCGUACAACUAUUAA